CAAGUACCUGUCGUCGACCUUGGUCUGAGAUCUCCACUUGAAUCAACAACGUGGAAAUCAUCAUAUGCUUCUUGCCUAAAAAGCCUUGGAGACGAGCUUCUUGAAAAGGCCAAAAUUUAAUCAACGCGGGUUUGAUAACAAACAAACAACUCCGCAGCUACCUCAUAUUACCCACCUUUACCAUGAAUAGCAGAUCCCACCCCUUGCUGGAGCAGGUACCCCUCACCGUGUCCCCGUUUAUCAAACUUCCCCAGGCUACAACGCUCCCAUACACUUACCGCGCCAUGCCCUCAUCGCUACCGCCCUCAUCCACCGGCGGCAACCAGAGCACCGACGACCACCAGCAACAACCCGAUAAGCCGCGGUAUGUCGUCUCGGGGACGGGCCACGCCGCGCACCCGGACGACAUCAUCGCGUCGUGCCGCGCGCUGCAGGCCCACGUAGCCAAACUGCAGUCGGACGCCGAGGCGGAGCUGCGGGCGCUGGAGGAGCGGAUCCGGGAGCGCGAGCUGGCCGAGAAGAGGCGCGUCGCGCCCGGCUGGCUCGACAGCGAAGCCAGAAUCCUCGAGCCCGAGCGUAGGCUUGCCGACGGGAUGGAAGGGUUGAGCUUGCGUCCUGGGCCGGGGCCCGGGCAGGAGGGCGGGCCGAGUGAGAUGGCGGCGCCAGAUCACGAUGAUCCCGGGGCUGAGCUUGAUCGGGUUUUUGGAGGCAAGUGAUUGAGGAAUCCCUGUGAUAUUACUUUUGGCCGUCGUGGGGGUUUUUCUUCGCACGAACUGAAAGCUGCGAAAUCUCGCCUUGCCUUUUAUGCUAGGGCUGGUCGCGGCUCGAAAGUGAUGACAUUGCACAAGAUGGAUUUGGCAACUAGCCCGGACCUCUUCAGCUCUUCGUGACAGUUGCAUUUGGGUUCCGCCUGACGCUGGCUGUCUCUUCCCCACAACUAUGGCCUCCAAAUCAGAGUUAGUGGCUACCACAUUUUCGACUGGCACAGCUGUCCGGAGAACCGCCUCGAACAAGUUCCGUGAUCAAAAUCGAGAGGAGCUAUCACUGAUAAGAUUAUCUGCUAUUUCGGUAGAACAUGGUUUCAGCAGAUCGCGAGCGAGAGUGUUAGAUGACUUGGACGAUGGACGUCGCUUCAGGGACAAAAUCUGGCGGUAUCUCUUUGAAUCUGCAGAGAAGAGCCAGACAGAAGACAGAAAAUUAUGUUCUGUCGGGGGAUUGCACGAUAGUGGGCGGUGUGGUUUGGAAUGUCUUUUUACAAGUCUACCUACUCAGCUAAAGCCAAUUUAUGAAGCCAACAGAUGGCGGUGGUGGAAUGCUUGCGGCUCUUUUCAACUGCCGUCACAUGAGACAGGUGUCAGAGUUCUGCACUAGCAAAGGCCCUUUUAAAAAGGGGGGAAAUGGGUGGCUUUCUGUAAUGUACACUAAGUCAAUUUUAGCAGCGUUCUAGAUGUAC
Pyricularia grisea is the source of this 1453-nucleotide messenger RNA. RefSeq lists its product as uncharacterized. The record is from RefSeq and is a predicted model, not a curated record. The transcript has 2 exons. Bases 183 to 716 code for a protein of 177 amino acids. Lineage: Eukaryota; Fungi; Ascomycota; Sordariomycetes; Magnaporthales; Pyriculariaceae.